This is a messenger RNA of Hyaloperonospora brassicae, 1047 nucleotides long. Lineage: Eukaryota; Oomycota; Peronosporomycetes; Peronosporales; Peronosporaceae. The record is from the annotation of a GenBank genome assembly.
AUGCUCUCUCUCCUCGCCAAAAGCCUCUCGGCACAGAGCAAACGCUCCAUGAGCACCAUCCGCUACUCGGAGUUCGGCCAUCCGCUGACUGUCCUCCGAACGGAGGCAGACGACAAGGAGACAGCGCCCGCCACUGGUCAAGUGGCGCUCCGGUUCUUAGCCGCCCCGAUCAACGUGUCGGACUUGUCGCAGAUCCAGGGCACGUACGCGAUCAAGCCCCAGUUCCCAGCGGUCGCUGGCAAUGAAGGAGUGGCGGUCGUCACGGCAGUGGGUGAUGGCGUGACUCACGUCAAGGUCAAUGACCGUGUCAUUCCCACGGGCGCUGCCUUUGGAACAUGGCGGAGCAAAGCGGUGGCGAACAGCACCGAAGUGAUGAAGAUCUCGGAAUCGAUCUCGGUGGAAGAUGCAGCAACUUUAUCGGUGAACCCGUCGACGGCGUAUCGGAUGCUGGCGGACUUUACGACGCUGAGCAAAGGCGACGUUGUGAUCCAGAAUGGCGCCAACAGUGCAGUGGGUCAAGCUGUCAUCCAGCUGGCGACGCUGCGGGGCAUCACGACCAUUAACAUCAUUCGCGACGACGGUGACUAUGACGACACUGUGCAGCAUUUGAAAAACCUGGGUGCCACGAUUGUGUGCACGGCCGAUUACAUGGGCUCGGCCAAGUUCAAAGAGCUGAUCUCCGACUUGCCGGCUCCGAAGCUCGCGCUGAACUGCGUGGGCGGCAAGACGAGCCUCGAGAUGGCGAAAGUGCUGGCCAAGAAGGGCGUGCACGUCACAUACGGCGGCAUGAGCAAGCGGGCGGUAUCGGUGAGCACGAGCGCUCUGAUCUUCCACGACAUUACGCUCAAAGGCUUCUGGCUGAGCCAGUGGGUCAAAGACUCGACUGUCGAGGAGCGUGCUGCCAUGCUGUCGGAGCUAGCGGACCUCGUGGAAGCUGGGAAGCUGCGCACUUGGAUUCAAACAUAUAAGUUUGCCGACUUUGACGACGCUCUGCACGCUGCCGUGAACCGCACAACCAAGCGCAAGGUCGUGCUGCUGAUGGAGUAG